AUGGGCAGACUUAUCAAGAACCACUGGGCCCGCCUGAUUGUCCUGACCGCAGCUUCAUACCAAGUAUGUGCUGCCGUGGAGGGCUUCUUCUGGCCCAAGAUCUUCUUUGACUUCUUGACAAAGUCGCUCAACCCGGUCGUCAUGCCUCUGCCGAUACUGCAAGUCAUCAACCUGGUCAUGGGCCUUGCCAUGAUGGCCUGGGAGUUCCCCCUCAAGCCAAUCGCCGGCUCCAGCAUCCACCGCAGCCUCGAAGCCCGCCUGGCCGUCCUGCCGCUCGCAGCGCUCGCCUCGAUCCUGAUGUACCAGAGCACCAACUCGGCAAUCUACUACGUCACAGCCAUGGUCGUCUACUUCUGGGCGUACAGCGAAGGCGAGAUCAUCUGUGCAAAGCCUUGGAGUCUCCCCCAGCGUGGUCGCCCCGGCAAGGUGUAA
This is a messenger RNA of Microdochium trichocladiopsis, 432 nucleotides long. RefSeq lists its product as uncharacterized. The transcript has 3 exons. The coding region runs from base 1 to 432 and encodes 143 amino acids. The record is from RefSeq and is a predicted model, not a curated record. NCBI's taxonomy places the organism in Eukaryota, Fungi, Ascomycota, Sordariomycetes, Xylariales, Microdochiaceae.